AUGGUAGAUAGACUCAGCAUCUUACCGGACCCAAUCCUGUGCCACAUCCUCUCUUUCCUCCCAACAGAUGAAGCAGUUGGCACAAGCGUUCUCUCCAAGCGAUGGAGGCCUCUAUGGCGUUCAGUACCCACUCUCAACUUCGACUAUAUUCUCGAUAGCAAAGAGGCGGAUUUUCGCGUAGUUCAGUCAGUCUAUGCAUUUAUCCUCUCCAGAGAUCAACACCAACCUCUCCACAAAUUCCGCCUCCGAUUAUGGGCAGGUUGUGGUUAUCGCCCUAAGGACCGUACCAAUGUCACUGUUUGGCUUAACUUUGUGGUGCAACGCCCACUCGAACACCUUGAUAUCUGCCUCAUCAGACACCGCAUUCUUCCACUACCACCACCCAUCAUACCCCCUGACAUCUUCUUCACUUGCAGCAAAAAUCUUGUGGUUCUCAAGUUGCAUGGGUUAAGCUUGAAACCUCUUUCCUCUGUUGAUUUUCCCUUGCUUAAAACCAUGCAUCUACAAGAUUUGCUUUUCAUAGAGUAUGAAUGUCUCGCCUUGCUUCUUUCCCAGUGUCCACUUCUUCAGGAUUUCAUAGCAACGAGUGUAUCUUUUAUUUACCAUUUGCCUGAUCGUAGUAAUUAUAAAACCUUACCAGUUCAAUUUUUUCCCAUACGCCAGAUUAAUAAUCAAGUCCUGCAUAGUGAUGAAAGCACAAACCGUUCCACUCUCACCAUGUUUCACAAUUUAACCCAUUUUGAACUCGACAAUACAAUGUGUAAUAAGGACUGGCUUAACAUAGUGGAAGUGCUCAAGUAUUUCCCUAAGCUUCAAGAUCUUGUCAUUGAUCAGGGUAUUUAA
Lotus japonicus is the source of this 843-nucleotide messenger RNA. RefSeq names its product putative F-box/FBD/LRR-repeat protein At5g22670. Gene Ontology annotation, molecular function: protein binding. The transcript is spliced from 3 exons. The coding region runs from base 1 to 843 and encodes 280 amino acids. NCBI's taxonomy places the organism in Eukaryota, Viridiplantae, Streptophyta, Magnoliopsida, Fabales, Fabaceae. The record is from RefSeq and is a predicted model, not a curated record.